This is a messenger RNA of Pelobates cultripes (western spadefoot toad), 174 nucleotides long. NCBI's taxonomy places the organism in Eukaryota, Metazoa, Chordata, Amphibia, Anura, Pelobatidae. The record is from the annotation of a GenBank genome assembly.
AUGGUGCUCACUACAAACUAUGAUAACCUGCUGGAACUUUAUGGGCAGAAGAUGAGCAAACCCAUGGAAUCGAUAAACCUGAAUGAUAAUGUGAAGGUUUUGCAGUGGGUACAAAGCCGCAUCAAGUAUGGUGUUUGCAUAUGCACGGAUUGUACACGGAUCCCUGUGCCAUAA